UCACGCGAACCGGGCAUUCAGAGCGCUUUGAUAAGAUCUUCACUAGCCGAACAGCACUCUGUUUGGAAGUGUGGCUCGGACGCUGUGAGCGAAGGACUGGCUCUCUUCGUUAACGCUGAACAGCGGCUUUUUUGAGGGCCCUCUUGGGGUUCAUCAGUAGUUUCUUUGGAGAUACCCUCGUUCUACAAGCGUCUAUUCCUGUUGACAAGAAACCACGUGCCCAAAAUAGGACUGGGUCGAAGGCUUCCCAGACAAGAUUCACCAUGAGCGCUAAUAUGAACGGCUCGUCACCUGGCAUCGUGCGAGCGAAACGCGCUUAUACCGUGGACGUUGUACCUGUCCAAGGCGACAUGCAGGGCUUUUACAAAGCAGAAAAACACAAGCGAUCUCCGUACAGCAACAUGCUGCGAAGCUUCGCUCUUCAAGCCCGGGCAUGUCGCAUCUGCGGCUGCCUCUUCAUCAAGGACCUUCUCGCGAAGCCCCCAAGGUCACCGAGAAUUGUCUGGCUCCACUGGUACACGCUGUAUGCUGCGGCGUGCUUUGUCUUCUACGUAUGGUUCGAGAUCGACGUCGUGACGCGCAACGCGAUAGAACUUAGUGACACGCACAGAUUCUUCACCAAAUCACUGCUCGUCUUACUGCACGUGGUGGUCAUCGUCAAGGCCAGCAGCAACUUCCUCACCAUGCUGCUGGGCUGUCGCAAGAUGCUCGACUUCUUCGCCAUGGCCGGCAACUUCGAGAGAGAAGUCGACAUCCCUUCCUGCAAGUGCUGCGCCCAGAGGCACUUUUUCUGGCACGACGUCGCCGGUGUUCUGACGCUCACGGUCUACUUCGUCAGCUACACAGUGGCGCUGUUUCACCAGGAGCAGAAGGUGGACGACGACGGAGAGCAGUGGACGAUCCGCGAGAUCGUGGACAGGGUUUGUAGCGUGUUCGCCGCUAUCCUGUUCUUCACCUACGACAGCGUCAACUUCAUCACCCUCAGACACUCGGCCGGAGUCCUGGUGCGGUACAUGAGCCACCUUAAGGAAAACAUGGAGGACUACGUGGGUGACAAAGCAUUGCCCUGCGAGGUGGAGGCGGCAAAAGAGGUGCAGGCGAUGAGACUGCACCUUUGCACGGUACUGGAACUCAAGAACUGCAUCAAUGGCAUCUGGCAAAAAUCGGUGGUGGUGUCCAGCGUCGGACUUUUGCUGGUGACGUGCAUCUCGCUUUACACCAUAAUCACAGAGGGCUUGCAGAGGACUGAGCUGUGGAUCGCCAUGGGCUACGCGGCUUUCAAUUCGUACGAGUUCCUCAGGCUGGCUCAAGUGAGCCAGUCCUUGUCUAACGCUUUCCAAGAGAUCAAGAAUUUGUGCCGAAGAACUCUGACUAUGGAGCGCACAAUUGCCUACAGUCAGCAGGUGCAGUAUUUGCACAACAGUAUAAACCCAGACGACAUUAGCCUGAAUGGAAGCGACUUCUUCAAGAUCAACCUGGCUCUCCUUGUUUCCAUGGCCGGCUCAAUCAUAACGUACACGGUGAUCCUGGUGCAGACGAGUCCAGAUCUUGAGGCUACAACCACUUGCGGACCUGAGACCACAGCUACGACUACCGCAAUUGCUACGACUACCGCACUUGGUACCUAAGCAAUAAGACGAAUAAAAGG
Dermacentor silvarum is the source of this 1648-nucleotide messenger RNA. RefSeq lists its product as uncharacterized. The transcript has 6 exons. NCBI's taxonomy places the organism in Eukaryota, Metazoa, Arthropoda, Arachnida, Ixodida, Ixodidae. Gene Ontology annotation, cellular component: membrane. The record is from RefSeq and is a predicted model, not a curated record. Bases 264 to 1628 code for a protein of 454 amino acids. Gene Ontology annotation, biological process: sensory perception of taste.